Helianthus annuus (common sunflower) is the source of this 2643-nucleotide messenger RNA. RefSeq lists its product as uncharacterized. NCBI's taxonomy places the organism in Eukaryota, Viridiplantae, Streptophyta, Magnoliopsida, Asterales, Asteraceae. Bases 1 to 2643 code for a protein of 880 amino acids. The record is from RefSeq and is a predicted model, not a curated record. The transcript has 3 exons.
AUGGCAAAUAAGAGCAAUCUUUCUGCUUGCUUUAACGUCUUGACUCAAAAAGGGUUAGACUGGUAUGUGGAGAGUUAUGCGAUUCCUAAAUCGCUAAACCCUGUACUUCCGAAAAAGAAUACACCUAUCUAUCCUUUCGUUCCAGGGAAGAUUGGGAUUUAUACUCGUUUUUUCGAUUACUGUAACUGUCGUCUGCCCCUGACGAAAUUCCUGGUUGAGGUUUUACUUUUUCACGAAGUACACUUGACUCAGGUGAAUCCUUUUGGCCUUGCCAAGAUUAGUCACUUCGAGUUGGCUUGUCGUAGCUUAGGAUCCGAGCCGGAUUUGGAUGUGUUCCGGGCCUUCUAUAAGUUGAAUCGAUCCGGAAAUUGGUAUACCUUUGAGGUUAGGGAUAAGAAUUCAUGCUGCUAUACAUGGAUCACCACGAGCUUAAAGGACUGGAAAGACCGCUUUUUUCUAGUUGACGACCGAUGCGUUCCGGAGUUCAUGGUGUGGAGGAUAAAAAAGUCGAAACUACCGCCUCCUCUUCCGGAGGAUUUCUCGUAUAACAAGAAGUUGUACGCCGAUCUGAUAAAAGAGGCCGGACGUAUACAGAAAUAUCCGGAACACAUCCUCGUCAUGGGUUGGAUUAGCACGAUGUGGUCUGAACCGGAGUGGUAUCCUACCCUUCGGUGGAACAAAGAGGAUAUUGCUUAUUGUUUGUCUUCUUGUGCAGUUAUGGGUUUGAAGGAGGCGCUUAGAUUGAAGUCCUUCGAUUCGAAAGAGUUGGAUGUUCGUGCUACCAAGACUCCGAAGGGUGAGACCCCGUACUUGCAACUUGUGCAACAGAAUCUUUACCCGAUUCGUGCGCCAGAGGCUCCUGGUGAUCAAGGUGGUUCGGGUUCGGUCCCUACCGCGUCACCUGUUGCUCAAAUUCAUGCGACGGUUGCGGCGGAUGAUGCUGGGGGUCGGGAAGCUGGUUCGUCGAUGACGAAAGGUUCUGGCUCUAAAAUUAUUAUUGAGGAUGAGGGGGUCCAUCUUUCUGUUGAAGACACCGAGGUACAUGCUAGUGGUGAGAAAGGAGGAAACGAUCAGAACGAGGGUGAAGACAUCGGAGGGGAUGGUGAAAAUGGAGAUGAACAGCCUCAGAUUGUUUUGAAAAGAAAACGGGCUGCUCCCACCAAAUCUGACCCGAAGGCCAGGCAGCCGAAAAAGACGAAGGCCGACUUUAAAGUGGUUACACUUGAUGACGACGAUCAUGUUACUGCGUUUUCUACUGCUGGAGGUGUACUAGAGAAUUUGGACGCUCAUCUCCACGAGGGCCGCACCCCACGGGAUCAUCUUCUGCAAACUCCUUUGAGUCUGUUGUCCUUCGGUGAGGGUGGUGCCAAGGUUGUUACGGAUUUACGCACCUCCGAUCCAAAGAAAGCCGUGCCUUCUCCUUCGGGUAAGUUUACUACGGGAGUUGCAUCCAACGUGUCUAGGCCGAGCUCUUCGCCGUUUGAUGGUGGGGACAGUGCUUCUUCCUCCCCUCUGUGGUAUGACACUGAGGCUGUGUUCUUGUCUCGAGAAUUAGGUUCUGGUGGUUUUGAGGGCGCGGAUGCAGCUAAUGCUUUGGAGAAGUACGUACCGGAGUGGUCGUUGGCGAAUAAAGAUAGGAUUGUGGAUGCCCUCUCGGCCAAGAUGUCUUUGUUCCACCUGGGAACUCCUGCGGAGCAUUCUUAUUACCGCAAGAUGAGUGGGCCGGAACUUGGGAAUACCUUGAUGCUGAAUCAAGCUCAAUCAAACUCCCUAGUGGUAGAGACGUACAAGCGUUGGGUUGAGUCGGAGUCGUUGUGUCACAAGCUUAAACGUGAGAUUGCCAGCUUGAAGGGUGAGGGCGAUGUUCGAUCCAAAACGAAACAGGAACUGGUGUCCCUGCGAUCUCAAAUCGAUCGACUGAAAGGGCAGGUGUCGGAAGCUAAAGAAGUUACUAAGUCCUCUCAAGCUUCGGCCGCGGCGGCCUAUGAAGCUCGUGACAAGGCUCUUCAGGAUUUAGAGGCCCUUAAGUUGAAGUUUGCUGAUUUGGAGAAAAAAUUGUCCAACGUAGAGAUGAAGCAUGCCGCCGAACUGAAGGAGAUGCGGACAUCACAUGAUCAACUUUUGGCUGAUUAUCAUCGCUUGGUCGAUGCUAAAGACGAAGUUGAGAGAGCUCGCGACAGGGAGAUCGAGUCGCACAAGACAACGAUUGAUGAAGCAAGAGGGAUGUUGAUCCGGUGCGAGCGUGAUAUGAUUGAAGCAUAUUCGGAACUGUCGGAGCUGAAACUUACCAAGCAGUGGUUCUUGACAGAUGGGGUCGCAUGGGUUGUCAAGUUGGUGCAUCAGAGCCCCGAAUUGGAGAAGGUGGUUGCUGAUUUGGUCAACAGCGUUAACGCGGUUGGGGCGAACGAAGGGAUAAAACAAGGUUUCAAAGCCGCGCAGGAACUGGUUGGUUCGGCGGAAGAGGUUCCGGGCUACGAUGCCGGAGCUCAGAGUGCCUUGGAAGCUGCGGUGAAAGCUUUUGACGAACUCAAAAUCUCUGUUCUCGACAAAGUAUCCGAUUUGAUAGGCGAGCCUCUAUCGGUUAUUCAACAGAGAAGCGAACUUCCCAUUGUUGGGGAUGAUGAUAAUAUAGCUCAAGUUUAA